CUAGUUCCCCUUUUGUUUUGUUGGUGGAAGAAGUACUUAGAAGCAGGUCCCCUCAUUUACCCAGUCAUGCAGGCCAUCAAAUGUGUUGUCGUGGGUGAUGGAGCGGUGGGAAAGACAUGUCUCCUGAUCAGUUAUACGACCAAUGCCUUCCCUGGCGAAUACAUACCAACUGUAUUUGAUAACUAUUCCGCUAAUGUGAUGGUUGACAGCAAACCGGUGAACCUGGGAUUAUGGGAUACGGCCGGCCAGGAGGAUUAUGACAGACUGAGGCCACUCUCUUACCCGCAGACGGACGUAUUCCUGAUCUGUUUUUCUCUGGUUAGUCCAGCAUCCUAUGAGAACGUCAGAGCUAAGUGGUUUCCAGAGGUGAGGCAUCACUGUCCCAGCACCCCUAUCAUUCUGGUGGGGACCAAGCUUGACUUGCGUGAUGACAAGGAAACCAUUGAAAGGCUGAAGGAAAAGAAACUUUCUCCAAUAUCCUACCCCCAGGGUCUGGCACUAGCUAAGGAGAUCGAUUCAGUGAAAUAUUUAGAGUGCUCAGCUCUCACACAGCGGGGCCUCAAGACGGUGUUUGAUGAAGCGAUCCGGGCGGUCCUGUGUCCUCCUCCCUCACGGCCCAAAAAGACGCCUUGUGUCUUGCUCUGAGGUCAUCUUGAGGACCCUCAGCUUGUACCUAUUGUUGCAGUAAAUUCUACGCCUCUUCGUUUCUCCAAGCUUCACCAGUUACCCAUAUUACCUACCCCAUACUACCCUCAUUUAUAUCCCCCCCCCCCAAGAUGACCCCAUCCCCUGUGCAGUCCGUAGAACACCCCAUAUGGAAUCAUUCCUCUGCAUGAUUCACCCUCAUUCCCUGCACCACAAAUCACCCCAGUAUCUCCAUUAGUGCCCACAUCUCUCACACAGAAUUGUGCUCCCUGCUCCUGUGUCAUUUUACUGUAGUGCUGUAAUAUUUUUCUGAUAGUAAUUAAAUAUUUUAUUACUGUGUUUUUCACUGUC
This is a messenger RNA of Bombina bombina (fire-bellied toad), 996 nucleotides long. RefSeq names its product Rac family small GTPase 2 (gene RAC2). The coding region runs from base 67 to 645 and encodes 192 amino acids. Lineage: Eukaryota; Metazoa; Chordata; Amphibia; Anura; Bombinatoridae. The record is from RefSeq and is a predicted model, not a curated record. The transcript has 7 exons. Gene Ontology annotation, biological process: small GTPase-mediated signal transduction. Gene Ontology annotation, molecular function: GTP binding; GTPase activity.